UGGUGCCGCGCUCCGUUUCUUUGUAGUAAAAUACCGGCAAGAGCCCCUCGUGAGCAUCUUUAUUCACAGCAUGCAAUCUUCCUUGCGCGCACGACGUGGUGUGGCUCCCCGGAGAAAAGCUGCCGUCGGUCGGUAUCAACUGGUCCUCGCUAUUACGUUGUCCGUCGCCUUGACCGGUCUCGUGACAACUCAAUUUGUGCUGUCGACUUCGUUGUAUUCCACUCAAGAAAAGCAGCAACGACAGCAGCACAAGAGCCACGCAAAGGGACCUAAUCCAUCCAAUCUAAGGACCGAUUCUUUCCCGAGAGAGCAGUUGCACGUAGUUGUGCCGGAAGAACAGAAACAAUCAGAGCGGCGAUUGAACGAAAGCAGUCGGGAACACGAAUCUCGAGAGAAUGACCAUGAAGACGAGCAAAAGACCCGGCCCGAUUCAGAGAAGAAAGAUGAUCUUCUUACGCAGCAGGACCAAAAGACGACGAAACGAAACGAACAUGGUCCUGCUCAGGAAGGCAUCCGCAAGCACAAGACUGACCACGAGGCUCCCGAAAAGGUGGAAUCGCCAGUGGAUGAGGACCAUGAAGUCCAAAAGGCACACAGAGAAACAGUGCAAAAAUUCGUCGACGACCGAAGAGUUCGCCUCAAGCACAGAAUCUCUCGACCCAAAGUGGCCAGGGCUGCAUCACCGCCUGAGGUGGAACCGCAAAUUGAGGUUGCUCCGCCACCCGAAAAGCGACCUUAUGACAUUCUGGAUGAUCCCUUGCAAAAUCCAGAUUUCAACAAACCCUCGAAGCCGUUGAACUUCACGGCCGCUGUACCAUAUUUGGGUGUACUGAUUGACGGGGGGCGUCAUUUCUUUCCAAUGGACUGGAUGAAACGAGCCGUUGAUCGCCUUUCUGAUUUGCGCUAUAAUUUGAUUCACUUGCGUCUUACGGACGACCAAGCCUUCAACGUUCUAUUGGAUUCUCAUCCCGAGCUCGCUUAUCCCGCCGCCGUCAACAACCCACACCAGCAAGUUUGGACGGCCAGCGAAUUGCGUGACUUGACCGCUUACGCGAAAUCCAAAGGAGUAAGCAUCAUGCCCGAAGUCAACGUUCCCGGACACGCCGGUGCCUGGGCCGGUAUUCCUCACCUAGUCGUGCACUGUCCCGAAUUCAUCUGCCAAAGAGGCUACGGAUUGCCACUAAAUGUAACCCAUCACGAUCUCAAACCUAUCUUGACGAGUAUCUUGAAGGAAGUCGUCGACAUUUUUGAUGAUCCGCCCUUUCUACAUUUGGGUGGGGAUGAAGUCAACAUGGCCGGCCCCUGUUUUAACGAAGUUCGCAGUCCCGUCUUUAAUUACACGGCUUUCGAAGUUGUUCUUAAAGAAAUCAUUGCCGAUGUAGGCUACCCCGAAAAGCAAGUGGUUCGUUGGGAAAUGACCGGGCAGGCUAAUUUGGAACGCGCUGGCGGUGUGGAACAAUUUUGGGAGUCGUAUCCGGGAGAACGGCACAAGGCUGCGGGACCUUUUUUCAUUUCGAACCGUUUGUAUUUUGAUACAAACCAGGAUCAAAAUGCGUACGAAGUUUGGCAGAAUACCCGACGGUUUUAUGUAAAUGAUUACCAGCCCGAGGCAGUUCCAACCGCCAUUAUUGCCGGCACCUUUGAGUUGUCGACGACUUGGUGGUACGAUCGCAAUAUUUUGGGACGUUUGUUGGCUGUUGCGUUGGGUGCCCGAAACGAAACUCUACCAAAGACGAUGAAGGACCAAGACCAUGAGAAAAUGGUGCUUGAUCAAUACCAAGUUUUCUGCGACCAGUUAGGAUAUAGCCAGGCAAUUUGCGAAACCAACGGUGGCCCGAUCAUCCCUACCCCGGAGUACAAAAAGAAAUGGGGUGACGGUUGGGUAGUUUGGAAGGCGCACAUCUGUGAACGCAUGACGACGACUGAGGUAACCAAGGCAAUGCGACCCCGCUCUAGCGACCGGGUCGCCACGCAGGCGAACAGCUACUUUUGGAACGUAUUUGGAUUUCCUGCGCACACACACACGCGAGUGGGCCAGCAUCCAACGUUGCCAGACGAUCUCCAGGCCCUCCAGCGACAUUUAAUUCCUCAUUGUGGCGUUAUGUUGGAUACGACCAGAUCCCUGGUUCCAGCGGAUCGGUUGGGAACGAUUUUGACCGACACCGUUGCAAAAUUGGGUUUCAACAUAGCCCAGCUGCGUUUGGUCAGCAACAAGGGCUUCACGUUUGCUCCGAGUAGUCUACCGCAUACUGUAGGCCAUUCGUUACUAGCAACGAAGGAGAUCAAGGUAUACACUAGGAGUGACUUGAUGGGUACCGUUGCUAAAGCGAGUGCGGUGGGAAUCCAAAUGAUCCCCGAAAUCAGCAUGACGACAGGAAGUGCUGGUUGGUACGAGUCGGGCUAUCUAGCGAAUUGUCCAAACCGUCUGUGUGAAAUUGGUGACGCGUCGAUUGACGUGACGAACCCGUUCUUACCACCCACCGUGUACUCGUUGAUCUACGAGUUGCGUUCCAUUUUCAGCAGCAGUCCCUAUAUUCAUCUCGGUUCGGACGAGCGUCAAGACGCGGCAGCUUGCUACCAAGAAGCCAAUCCCACGUUCCACGCGGACGUGGGAGCGUUCGAGCGCAAAAUGGUCAAAGUCUUGGAGGCGAGCGGGAUUGCGAACGAUUCUGUACUGCGGUACGCCAAUUCGCAAGGCGAGGUGUACAGCGACCGGACGGGUGGCGUCACACACUACGGUCCGGACCAUGCGACGGAGAUUCCUGCGGACGCACCAAUAUUUGUGAGUGUGGAUUUGUUGCGGGACGAUGGGUGGACAUUGUACCAGCGGGUGAAGGAACUCGUAUCGAAAAAGCCGUUGGGCAUCUUGGCGGAAAUCCGUACGUUGACGGCUCCCCGUUGGGAAGGCCUGGAGAUUCCGGAACGUUUGCUGGUGUACGCCAUGGCCGUAUCGGAAUUGCCCACGUACGCGAACGCGGCGGCACUGGGCGAGCGGUACGGGGAGCUUUGCCGGGCGUUAUCGGAUCGAUUGCCGGGAUUGGGUCGUCGGCACGAUUGCGCGUUGCCGGGUGUCGUCUCGGGGAAGGUGACGUUUUUGGCCGACACGAGUACCUUUGUGCAGCAGCAGUGUCAAAUGGCGACGUAUCCCGUGACGCAACACCACGCCAAGUUGGUAGCACCCCGGUACAACGCGACCGAGUGGGAGCAACUGCGCGGGGCGCCCCGCGUGUUUCCGGCGGCGGGUCGGGAUCCCCAGCGGCAUCACCCCGUCGUCAUCGGGCAUGGAAAAUCGGGGGACGAGUCCCCGGUCGAGUCCGUAGCUAGCUAGCUAGCUAACUAACUAGGAGUAAACGAUGAGUGCAUGGAUGAGAGAGA
This is a messenger RNA of Phaeodactylum tricornutum CCAP 1055/1, 3375 nucleotides long. RefSeq lists its product with no specific name. The transcript has 2 exons. Gene Ontology annotation, molecular function: beta-N-acetylhexosaminidase activity. Gene Ontology annotation, biological process: carbohydrate metabolic process; glycosaminoglycan metabolic process. NCBI's taxonomy places the organism in Eukaryota, Bacillariophyta, Bacillariophyceae, Surirellales, Neidiaceae. The record is from RefSeq and is a predicted model, not a curated record. Gene Ontology annotation, cellular component: lysosome; membrane. Bases 71 to 3328 code for a protein of 1085 amino acids.